Molecule: messenger RNA, 615 nt
Organism: Lindgomyces ingoldianus
Lineage: Eukaryota; Fungi; Ascomycota; Dothideomycetes; Pleosporales; Lindgomycetaceae
Exons: 1
Coding region: 1-615 (204 amino acids)
Source: RefSeq, a predicted model, not a curated record
AUGCCCCCAAUGGUAGACAUAUACAACUCUUCCGCAGGACAAAACGGCUGGCUUUCAAAAGUUGUGAUUAUGGAUUGCCAGCACCUGUCAUUCCCAGACCUAACAUUCACGCACAUAUUCCUGUCAUUUGGACUGCCGAUUAUUGCAGAUCGCGUGGCAGCUGCGGCGCAAGAGUUCUACACAAUGAAGACAGGAGGGACGGCAGUUACGGCAUUUUGUUUGAACAUUCCGCAAGGCGAUAUGGCGAGAGAGAUGCGUCACAAGGUCUGGAGAUCGGAUGCUACCGUUACUAUUGAACCCCAUCUAAAACAUAAGGAUCCGAACUUCAACCGCGAGCUUCUCGUCCAAAUGGGUUUCAGAUUCGAAGAUGUGCGGUUGUAUGAGAAAUCGAACAUUCUGAAAGUUGAAGAUAUUUGUGAGUUUGUGUUUGCUAUUUUGAGCGCUAUUAGAGAGGAGGCUGAAGGUUGGACGGAAGAUGAUGACGAGAGGUGGGAUGAAGCCAUUAAAAUUCAUAAGAUGUUGUUAAGCGAGAAGAAGGGGUAUCACGCUGAUGAGAACAGAAAUAUCAAGCUUGGAAUAGUUGCCCAGAUUGCGAUUAUGAGGAAAGAAGUUUAA